This is a messenger RNA of Tinamus guttatus (white-throated tinamou), 2082 nucleotides long. The record is from RefSeq and is a predicted model, not a curated record. Lineage: Eukaryota; Metazoa; Chordata; Aves; Tinamiformes; Tinamidae.
UUCCGGUACCAGGAAGCGGCUGGGCCGCGGGACGUGUGCCGGCGGCUCCGGGAGCUGUCGCGCCGCUGGCUGCAGCCGGAGGCGCGUUCCAAGGAGCAGAUCAUGGAGCUGCUGGUGCUGGAGCAAUUCCUGAGCAUCCUUCCCGAGGACAUCCAGAGCUGGGUCUGGGUCCGGCACCCGGAAUCCUGCGCCCAAGCCGUGGCCCUGGCCGAGAGCUUCCAGCCGGGACGGCAGGAAGCGGCCGGGAUCUGGGAGCAGCAGGUCACCGUGCGCGUGAAGCUGGAGGAGGUGGCCCCAGAGGACACGGAGAGCCCCCCAAACCAAUGGGGGUCCCCGAGCCCCCCGUUGGAGCCUCCUCAGCUCAUCUCGGAUGACGAUUCCCAAGAGGAAUCGGCCCGGAGCAAGUUCAAGCUCCCCCGUGCUCCCGAGGAUGAGGAUCCUCAAGAAACAGGUAAAAAGCACGAGGAAAAGGUGCUUUUUUGGGGAAAAAUGGUUGGGGAGCGCCUGGAAGGUCCCGGCAUGGGGAGCAGAGGGGACACCCAAUUCCUUUGGCAAAGGCAAGAGAGGCCCCAUGGAGCCAGGGCCCUCCAGGGCGUCUCCGACGGCGCUGCAAUCCGGAGCCCCGUGCGGAAGGAGAUCUACAGGAGGCAGAAAGGGAUCCCCCGGGAUCCGGCCGUCCCGUCACCCGCCGGCCACGGGCUGUUGGGGACAACGGGGGACGUCAAGAGCCAGGAGAGUGUUGGCCAACGGCCGGAGAAGCCGCACCGGUGCCGCGAGUGCGGGGAGCGCUUCUGGGUGAAGCGCGAGCUGGCGGCGCACGCCAAGGUGCACGAGAAGGAGCGUCCCUACCCUUGCGCCGAGUGCGGCAAGAGCUUCAACCGCCUCACGCACCUCAAGACCCACCAGCGGACGCACACGGGGGUGAAGCCCUACGCGUGCGGCGAGUGCGGCAAGAGCUUCGGCCACCUCUCGACGCUCACCACCCACCAGCGCCUGCACACGGGCGAGCGGCCCUACUCGUGCGGCGCCUGCGCCAAGACCUUCACCAACCCCUCGGACCUCAACAAGCACCAGCGCUCGCACACGGGCGAGCGGCCGUACCCGUGCGCCGCCGCCAUGGGGGAGCGGAAGACCAAGGGUGAGAAGAACAUGGACGUGGCCCUUGGCAUGGCCAACAAUUUCCCGUACGUGACCAUCCGCAGCCUUUUGAUGGAGGACAUCAUGCAGAUCUGGAACGCGGCUCUGGUCCAUGUCCGGCAGCAGCUGGAGCUCGGCAAGAUGUCCUCUCACCCACCUCAUCCACUAGGAACGCUCCCAUUGGCCACGCUGCUCUUCCAGGCGGUCACCAUCACCGGCCUGGGGACCUUCUGCUUGGUGGAACAACACCUCGACGUCGGGAACGGCGACCUGCGCCCCGUGCAGAAGCCGGUGUUCCAACUGUCAGAGAUGGUGACGCGCAUCAGCAACCUCCAAUACCCUCCGGUUGUUCUUCCCGAGGACACCCCCGUGGUGCCACUGGACUACGUCCACCUGUCCUGGGAGACCAUCCGCACGCCGGGCACGCUGAGGACGUGCAUCACGGAGACGCUGCUCUUCUUCUACUGCUUCGUGAUGACGCAGCAGGACAUCGACUUCGUCUUCAAGAACAUCGGCAUGCUCUCCGUGCGCAACAACGUGGCCACCAUGCGCUUCUACGCCGACUUCCUGGAGAGCUUUGACCGCACGGGGACCGUCACCAAUGCUCUCGUCAGUGACCCCAAGACCAAGGAGCUGGUCAUCUUUGGCCGGGAGAAGGACGUGUCCCACAACAGCUUUGGUGGGGUCAUCGUGCUCCCAAUGUUCGCUCUGGACCAUCCCUUGCACCGAACGUCCGUGAAACCGGGUGGACGCGGAGUUCUGGCGCCCGAGCAAGAGGCCGACUGGGAAUUCCGGUGCUACAUGGAGGAGAAAGCUGCUGCGCAGAAACGUCCGUCCAAGCGCUCCCGCUCCCGGGAGAGGCGUCACCGGCCCAAAAUAUCCCCGGAUGCCACCAAGAAACCCACGGGGAGGAGAGUGCGGAUCCAGACACCGCCAGCCCGGUGA